CGGGGCCGCCGAAGCUGCGGAACGUGGGCUCGCGCCCCGCCUUUGUCUCCCGGGCGCGAGCCGGAGCCGCCGCAGCCCCGCGCCCGCCGCUCGCUGCCGGAGCCGCUUUGUGCCGCGGCGCGGGGGACGGGGCGCGGGGCGCGGGGCUCGAGCCGGGGACGCAGCCUUAACAUGGACGUGACGGUCUCGGAGCUCAUGGAGCUCUUUCUGCAGAGCCCGCUGGUGACCUGGGUGAAAACUUUCGGUUCAUUCGGAAAUGGCAGCCAGGACAGCCUCACCAUGUACAUGGAUUUAGCCGACGGCAUCUUUUUGAACCAAAUCAUGCUGCAAAUAGACCCCAGGCCAACCAAUCAGCGCAUCAACAAGCAUGUCAACAAUGACGUGAACCUUCGCAUCCAGAACUUGACCAUCCUAGUGAGAAACAUUAAGACCUACUACCAGGAGGUUCUCCAGCAGCUGAUCGUAAUGAAUUUGCCCAAUGUUUUGAUGAUCGGCAAAGACCCGCUGUCUGGGAAGAGUAUGGAGGAAAUCAAGAAGGUUCUGCUGCUGGUUCUGGGCUGUGCCGUCCAGUGUGAGAGGAAAGAGGAGUUCAUUGAAAGAAUCAAGCAGCUGGACAUUGAGACCCAAGCUGGGAUCGUGGCCCACAUACAGGAGGUGACCCACAACCAGGAGAAUGUGUUUGACCUGCAGUGGCUGGAGCUCCCGGACGUGGCCCCCGAGGAGCUGGAGGCUCUCUCCAGGAACAUGGUGUUUCACCUCAGGAGGCUCUUGGAUGAGCGGGAUGAGUGCACGGAGCUGAUCGUGGACCUCACUCAGGAGCGGGACUACCUGCAGGCACAGCACCCGCCCAGCCCCCUCAAGUCCUCCAGUGCCGAGUCCACGCCCAGCCCGACCAGCAGCCUCUCCAGCGAGGACAAGCAGCACUUGGCCGUGGAGCUGGCAGACACCAAGGCCAGGCUGCGCCGCAUCAGGCAGGAGCUGGAGGAGAAGACAGAACAGCUUGUGGACACCAGGCAUGAGGUGGAUCAGCUGGCGCUGGAGCUGCAGAAAGUCAAGCAGGAGAACGUCCAGCUGGCGGCUGAUGCUCGGUCUGCCCGGGCCUAUCGUGACGAGGUGGACUCCCUGAGGGAGAGGGCCAGCCGUGUAGAGCGGCUGGAGAUGGAGCUGGUGCGCUGCAAGGAGAAGCUGCACGACGUGGACUUCUACAAGGCCCGCAUGGAGGAGCUGAGAGAGGAUAAUAUAAUUUUAAUUGAAACCAAGGCCAUGCUGGAGGAGCAGCUGACUGCAGCCCGGGCACGGGGCGAUAAAGUUCACGAGCUGGAGAAGGAGAACCUGCAGCUGAAAUCUAAGCUUCACGACCUGGAAUUGGACCGGGACACAGACAAGAAGCGCAUUGAGGAGCUGCUGGAGGAAAACAUGGUUCUUGAAAUUGCACAGAAGCAGAGCAUGAAUGAAUCUGCCCACCUCGGCUGGGAGCUGGAGCAGCUGUCUAAGAAUGCAGACCUGUCAGACGCCUCCAGGAAGUCGUUUGUGUUUGAGCUGAAUGAAUGUGCCUCCAGCCGCAUCCUGAAGCUGGAGAAGGAGAACCAGAGCCUGCAGAGCACCAUCCAGGGGCUGCGGGACGCGUCCCUGGCCCUGGAGGAGAGCAGCCUGAAGCGAGGGGAGCUGGAGAAGGAGAACCAGCAGCUCAGCAAGAAGAUUGAAAAGUUACAGACCCAGCUGGAGAGAGAAAAGCAGAGCAACCAAGAUUUGGAGACCCUCAGUGAGGAGCUGAUCAAAGAGAAAGAGCAGCUGCAGGGUGACAUGGAGACCCUGAAGGCUGACAGAGCCAGGCAGAUCAAGGACCUUGAGCAAGAAAAGGAUCAUCUCAACCAAGCGGUGUGGUCACUGCGGGAGAGGUCACAGGUCAGCAGUGAGGCCCGCGUGAAAGAUGUCGAGAAGGAGAACAAAGUCCUCCACCAGACAGUGACAGAGACCAGCAGCAAGCUCAGCAAGCUGGAGUUCGAGAAACAGCAGCUGCACAGGGACCUGGAGCAGGUGAAGGAGAAGGUGGAGCGGGCAGAGGAGCUGGAGAAAGAGCUGCACCGGCUGCAGAAGGAGAAUGAGAAGCUGGCCACGAAGGUGACCUCCCUGAAGGUGGCCAGCGAGCAGGUCGACAGCCUGGAGUGCGAGAGGCAGAGCCUGGCUCUGGAGAACCGGAAGCUGCAGAAGUCUCUGGACACCCUGCAGAACGUGUCUGUGCAGCUCGAGGGGCUGGAGCGGGACAACAAGCAGCUGGAUGAGGAGAACCUGGAGCUGCGCAGGAUGGUGGAGGCCAUGCGCUUCACCAGUGCCAAGUUGGCUCAGAUCGAGCAGGAGAACCGGGAGCUUGAGCAGGAGAAGGAGCAGCUGCGGAAAAACGUGGAGCUGCUGAAGGCCCUGGGCAAGAAGUCAGAGCGCCUGGAGCUCAGCUACCAGACCAUGAGUGCGGACAACCUCCGGCUGCAGCAGACGCUGGAGAGCAGCGGCCAGAGGUCGCAGGCCCUUGAGCGAGAGCUCGGGGAGCUGGAGGCGGAGAACCAGGCCCUGCAGCGGGACCUGGAGGCCCUCCGGCUCUCCAACAAGCAGCUGGAGCGGUCGGAGAAGGACCGAAAGGCCCUGGAGCAGGAGGUGGCCCAGCUAGAGAAAGACAAGAAGCUGCUGGAGAAGGAGGCAAAGCGGCUGUGGCAGCAGGUGGAGCUCAAGGACGCGGUGCUGGACGACAGCACGGCCAAGCUGUCCGCUGCCGAGAAGGAGAGCCGCGCUCUGGACAGAGAGCUGGCCCGCUGCAGGGACGCAGCCAGCAAGCUGAAGGAGCUGGAGAAGGACAACCGGGACCUCACCAAGCAGGUCACCGUGCACACGAGGACACUGACGACUCUGCGAGAGGACCUGGUGAUGGAGAAGCUGAAGAGCCAGCAGCUGACCAGUGAGCUGGACAAACUAAGUCAAAGCCUGGAAAAGGUCGGCCUCCACAAGGAGCUGCUGCUGCUGCAGGAUGACAACAGCCACGGCGACACAAAGUACAAGAUUUUGGAGGAUAGAAAUGAAUCAGAAUUAAAAACAACACUAGCCAUGAAAGAAGAAAAGAUCGUGUUCUUGGAAGCACAGGUGGAAGAGAAAGCCAGCCUGAACUACCAGUUACAGAACGAGCUCCAUGUGCUGAAGAUGGAGUAUGAGAUCCUCAGAAAGAGCCAAGAAGAGGGGAAGCCCCUACAGAACUCCUUCAAACACCCUGUGGGGACGCUGGUUGCUGGUCCCCAAGGGAAGGAGCCCUGGGGACCCAGCCACAAGGAGGCCACGAUGGAGCUGCUCCGCCUGAAGGACCGGGCCAUCGAGCUGGAACGGAACAACGCAGCUCUGCAGGCCGAGAAGCAGCUGCUCAAGGAACAGCUGCAGCACUUGGAGACCCAGAACGUGGCCUUCAGCAGCCAGAUCCUGACGCUGCAGCAGCAGAGUGCCUUCCUGCAGGAGCACAACACCACGCUGCAGACGCAGACGGCCAAGCUGCAGGUGGAGAACUCCACGCUGAGCUCCCAGAGCGCCGCGCUCACCGCACAGUACACGCUGCUCCAGAACCAGCAGGCGGCCAAGGACAGCGAGAACGAGAGCCUACAGAAGCAGCGCGAGCAGCUGGCGGCGGCCUACGAGGCCCUGCUGCAGGACCACGAGCGCCUGGGCGCGCUCCACGAGCGGCAGUCCUCCGAGUACGAGGCCCUCAUCCGCCAGCACAGCUGCCUGAAAGCGCUGCAUCGCACGCUGGAGCUGGAGCACAAGGAGCUCGGAGAGAGGCACGAAGGGGUGCUGAGGCACAAGGCGGAGCUGGAGGAGCUGGAGAAGGGGUUGAACUCCGAGAGGGAGGCCCUGCAGCAUGAGCAGAGGAGCAAUGCCAUCGCCGUGGACGAGAACCAGAGGCUGCGGGGAGAGCUGGACAGGGUCAAUUUCCUGCACCACCAACUGAAGGGGGAGUAUGAGGAGCUGCACACUCACACCAAGGAGCUGAAGACCUCGCUGAACACCUCACAGCUGGAGCUGAACCGCUGGCAGGCCCGGUGUGACGAGCUGAAGGCGCAGCACCAGAGCAUGGACAUCUCGCUGACCAAGCUGGACAAUCACUGUGAGCUGCUCUCUCGGCUCAAGGGGAACUUGGAGGAAGAAAAUCAUCAUCUUUUGAGCCAGAUCCAGCUGUUGAGCCAGCAGAACCAGAUGCUUCUAGAGCAGAACAUGGAGAAUAAGGAGCAGUACCAUGAGGAGCAGAAACAGUACAUAGAUAAAUUAAAUGCCUUACGGAGACAUAAGGAAAAACUGGAAGAAAAAAUUAUGGAUCAGUACAAGUUCUAUGAUCCUGCUCCAAAGAAGAAAAACCACUGGAUUGGAGCCAAAGCCUUAGUCAAACUCAUCAAACCAAAGAAAGAGGGUUCCAGAGACCGACUGAAGUCAAGCACAGACAGCCCUCCUUGGCAGCUGGAGUCCCCAGACCCGGGCUCGCCAUCUGCCCAGACUCUCAGAUCCCAGCCAGAGAACCCUGAAACCACCCCGUCUGGCUCAAACUGUGCAGUAGAGCACGAUGCCCACAGCGGGCCCAUGGGCAAAGGCUCCGGGAACCUAAAACCAAAGCAAGGGUCCCCACACAGAGGCAGCCCUGACCACACAGAUGCCUCUGCUGAUCCAGCUGUGAAGCCCUGGCCUUCGGAGCUGGGCUCCCGGACCUGCUCCACCUCAGCCAUCACUACAGACCCUUCCAGCUCCACCCCUGCCUCCCGGCACCCAGGCCGCCCUACAGGCUCUAAUUCAGAUGACAGCCUCUGCGAGCCGUCCCUGGAGCUCGAGUGCACCAACCACAGGCAGCGUGUGUCCCGGCCAGGCAGCUUAGAUAGCAGUAGAAAUGCGUCCAGCGACAGCUCCCCUCUUAACCUCAAAGGUUCCUCCGACCGGCUCCACGGCAGGUCCGAGAGCUUAAGCAGCGAAGACCUGAUCCCCAGCCGGGACACGGCCACUCUGCCGAGGGACGCCAGCACCCCAGGACGCACUGCCCUCGGCCGCCAUGAGUAUCCCCCGCCCCGGAAUGGGCCUCUCCCCGAGGAGGGCAUUCAGAAGCGGGCCCUGGCCCAGCCCCAUGCUGGGACACGGCCCUGCUCCGCCUCCCCGAGCAGCGAGAUGGUCACCCUGGAGGAGUUCCUGGAGGAGAGUGGCCGGAGCCCCUGCAGCCCUGAUGCUCCUAGUUGCCGGGAUGACCUGCUGAGUGACUACUUCAGAAAGGCCAGUGAUCCCCCGGCCGUUGGAGGCCAGCCGGGACCACCCACCAGGAAGGAAGGGGCCAAGAUGCCCACCAGCUCCGUGGCCCCUACUGUCCAGGUGGCCGUCAACACCCCCGAGGGGAAGCUGCUGAAGCCCGGACAGUACGUGAGGCCAAACUUCAGACCUGCCGAGGCCGAGGCCGCCCGCAGUAGGUCCCCGAGGCAGGUCCAGCCUCCCCAGAGCCUGUCUCUGGGCAGACCCCGGCAGGCCACGACGGCCCCACUGCCCCACACAGCUGCUGGCCGGAGCACAUCCCUGAGCAGGGCCUUCAGCCUGGCCUCGGCUGAUCUUCUCCGGGCCAGUGGGCCAGAGGCCUGUAAACAGGAGUCCCCUCAGAAGCCAGGGGGCCCUGAGGCCUCAGGGGGCAGAGCAACAGGCAGUCACACCCUGCAAAACCCCAUGCCCCCCGGCUCCCACAGCUCGGCGCGGGAGUGGACCCCACCCGGGGGAAAGGCUGGCGGCUCCUGUCAGGGCCCCGCCCCCCGCAGCCGGCCCCUGGAUGUGCGGCGCAUCUCCCUGGCUCUUGCGAAGGACGAGAGGCCGGCCCCCCUGCGGCCGUCCACCCUGGCCCCGGCCGCUGGAGGCAGCAGUGGUCGCAAUAGCCCCCAGCACUCCUUGCCAGCCGCCGCUCCAGCCGCCAGGACUAAGCCCCAAACACCCACACCCCCGGGGGACAGGGCCACCAUCACCCCUCUUCGGGCAGGGCCCAGCCUCUCAGAGGGUGACGGGGUCCCAGGGCAGGGCCACAGUGAGGGGAGAUCUCCUGACUCAGCUUCCCGUGCCAGCCGGGCCCCCGAGGACUUCAGUCAUGGGAGCAGCUUGAGGAGCACGCCCGCCUCCCCGGAGCCCGCUGGGGACCAGCAGACGGUGUGGUACGAGUACGGCUGCGUGUGACUUGUCUCCUGGACCAGCAGCCCUGGGACCUUAAAACUGCUGGUCCCCUCCUAGUGAUGAUGACCUCCUCUCCUGUCGGCCUGUGGUGCCAGGGAGGGGUUAGAACAGGGACAAGGGUUCCUGCCUAUUUCUCCUGUUGGGUUAAUGAAAACACUGUGCCAAGCCCAAGGAGGGUACACUCCCAGGUGUGUGACAUGUCUUCCUUAUCUGUAGCCUCCAGCAACUGGUAUCUUUUGAACAAAUCCACUUGAGCAUGGGGACAGUCAUAAUUGCCUUGACAGCACCGACUUACCCCCAAGCAGGCACUAUUUGAGCGUGCCCCCAUAGAACACUCAUUUGCAACUUGUUGACCUCCAUUAAAGCCUGUAUGUACGCACAUGUGCAAACACACGUGCUUAUACAACCGAGCCCUAGGGGCUCUGGAAACACCACUCCCUCUCCAAAAGCCAUUGGAUCCUAGGAGAAGCCCCAGACUAGACUGGCCAGACUACAAAGAUCUUGAGGGCCUUGGAUAAACCCCAGUGUCAGGCUUGCUGUCGAAAUCAGGCAGCCUGCUGGGCGGUUCCUGGGGUCCCAAGCGCUUCCCUUUACCCCUGGGCUCUGCACUGCAGGCUUUGGGGAGGGAGGAGGGCACAUGGAAACCUGCCUUCCUUGGCUCACUUUUCUACAAACACUGGAUCUGCUGGGUCUGGGCAGCGGGGCAGAGGGAAGCCCCGCCCCCUCCUGGCACGUGUACAUAGUGUACAGAGGGGAAGGAAGUGCGGGCAGGGGUGCGUGCUGCCUGCCUGAGUCGUGAUGUGGCUGCAGAAUCCCACCUUCCCGUCUCAGAGGAGAUGUUGAUUUAUUUCGGAAUAACUUCUUGUGGUAGAAACCAAAUUUCUUUUAAUAUAUUGCAUAUAUGUACACACUCGUGAAAUAUAUGUACUUUGAGGGGAUCUAUUUAUGUUCUUUUGGAAGUCAUCCUUUUCUUUCUGGAAUCUUACCUGCUGCUCUGUGUAUUUGGUCAGAUUCCUGACACAUUUUGUUUCCUGUUUAGUAAAGGUGCUCUUCUGAGAUGUC
This is a messenger RNA of Manis pentadactyla (Chinese pangolin), 7269 nucleotides long. RefSeq names its product coiled-coil domain containing 88C (gene CCDC88C). Bases 172 to 6210 code for a protein of 2012 amino acids. Gene Ontology annotation, biological process: cytoskeleton-dependent intracellular transport; cytoplasmic microtubule organization. The transcript is spliced from 30 exons. The record is from RefSeq and is a predicted model, not a curated record. NCBI's taxonomy places the organism in Eukaryota, Metazoa, Chordata, Mammalia, Pholidota, Manidae. Gene Ontology annotation, cellular component: centrosome; cytoplasm. Gene Ontology annotation, molecular function: microtubule binding; dynein light intermediate chain binding.